Helianthus annuus (common sunflower) is the source of this 2769-nucleotide messenger RNA. Its product is annotated as pentatricopeptide repeat-containing protein At2g31400, chloroplastic. Lineage: Eukaryota; Viridiplantae; Streptophyta; Magnoliopsida; Asterales; Asteraceae. Bases 95 to 2620 code for a protein of 841 amino acids. Gene Ontology annotation, cellular component: chloroplast. The record is from RefSeq and is a predicted model, not a curated record. Gene Ontology annotation, molecular function: protein binding. The transcript is spliced from 4 exons.
GGUUGACUUGUUAAACAACUAACCUCACCUACCAUCACUUCACCUCUUCUUCUAUCUUCUCAUCUCCCCCAUCAUCAAACCCUAUCCACCACCAAUGGCCUCCUCCACCCCACCCACUUUAUCCACCGCUAAACCCUACCAGAACCACCACAUCCACCACCCCCACCCCCACCGCCGCACCCACAACGGCCACACCUCCCUCCACCCUCCUCCACCAAGAAACCCCACCACCACCAAGCCCCCCAACCCCAUCCCCACCACCGUCGCAGCUGCCCCCCACCACCGUAACCCUAAUUUCACCCCUCUUUCCUCUUCCAAAUCCGAACUUGCUGCCGAUUUCUCCGGUCGCCGCUCAACCCGGUUCGUUUCCAAGAUGCAUUUCGGCCGCCCGAAAGCCGGCGGCUCCGUUCGCCACUCGGUCUCAGCCGAAGAAGCUCUCCAGCAGCUGAUUCGGGCUAGCGGUGAUGAUCGGUUGGUUGAAAAUGUGUUACAUAGUUUUCAAUUGAAAUUAUGUGGGUCUGAUGAUUAUAACUUCUUGUUACGAGAAUUGGGUAAUCGAAACGAGUGGUCUAUGGCGAUCCAGUGCUUCGAAUUCGCGGUUAACCGCGAAAGAAGGCGAACCGAGCAAGGUAAAUUAGCUAGCUCUGUUAUUAGUGUGCUUGGUAGAUUGGGGAAAGUUGAAUUAGCUAAAAAGGUGUUUGAAACUGCUGUUAGUGAAGGGUAUGGGAACACUGUUUAUGCUUAUUCUGCUUUGAUUAGUGCUUAUGCGAAAAGCGGGCUGUGUGAUGAUGCGAUUAAGUUGUUUGAGACGAUGAAGUUGUCGGGUUUGAAGCCGAAUCUUGUUACGUAUAAUGCGUUGAUUGAUGCGUGUGGGAAAGGGGGUGCGGAUUUUAAACGGGCUUCGGACAUUUUCGAUGAUAUGUUGAGUAACGGGUUUCAGCCGGAUAGGAUUACUUACAAUUCGCUUUUAGCGGUUUGUAGUGGUGGCGGGUUGUGGGAGACCGCCAUGAAUUUGUUUAACGAAAUGUGUUAUCGAGGGAUCGAGCCGGAUAUUUAUACGUAUAAUACGCUUUUGGAUGCUGCUUCUAGUGGUGGACAUAUGGAUUCUGCUUUUCAAAUAAUGGCGGAAAUGACAGCGAAGAAUGUUAUGCCCAAUGAGGUUACGUAUAGUACGGUGAUUCGUGGGUGUGCGAAGUCAGGGAGGUUAGAUCAAGCACUAAGUUUGGUUAGUGAGAUGAAGUAUGCAAAUAUUCGUCUUGAUCGCGUUUCUUACAAUAAUCUUUUGGCUAUAUAUGCAAGUUUAGGACGAUUUGAUGAGGCUCUUAACGUCGUGAAAGAAAUGGAAAACACGGGUUUUAGAAAAGAUGUUGUGACUUAUAACGCACUUCUUGACGGGUUCGGAAAACAGGGGAGAUACGAUAAGGUUAAAGAAUUGUUUAAUAGGAUGAAAAACGAACGGGUGCCUCCUAAUUUACUGACUUAUUCGACUCUAAUAAGUGUUUAUUUAAAAGGCGGGUUGUACCAAGAAGCUACCGAGAUGUACAAGGAGUUUAAGCAUGAAGGUUUGAAAGCCGAUGUUGUUUUCUAUAGCGAAAUAAUCGAUACCUUAUGUAAGAAAGGGUUCGUAGAAUCUUCCGCUUUGUUACUUGAUGAGAUGACUAAAAAAGGGAUUCAACCGAAUGUUGUAACAUAUAAUUCGAUCAUAAAUGCUUUCGGGCAGUCGGGCGAAACUAGUUUAUCAGUUGAUGAUAAACGCGAAAUUGUGCGUUUGGGAAAUGGUGAUAAAAAGGUUGAUAAUAGAAACGAAGAUCGGAUAAUAAAGGUUUUUGAGCAGUUAGCUUCUGGACAUUUGAAUAUCGGCGAAAAGGGUAGCAAGGAGAUUAUAUGUGUUUUAGGUGUUUUCCGGAAGAUGCAUGAGCUGGAAAUUAAACCGAAUGUGGUGACGUUUUCAGCUAUUUUGAAUGCUUGCAGCCGUUGCAGUUCGUUUGAAGAAGCUUCAUUGUUAUUGGAAGAACUCCGUUUAUUUGAUAACCAAGUUUAUGGUGUGGCCCAUGGGCUUUUGAUGGGCCAUAGAGAAAACGUCUGGGUCCAUGCUCUUUCUCUUUUCGACGAGGUCAAACGUAUGGAUUCUGCAACUGCAUCUGCCUUUUAUAAUGCUUUGACCGACAUGUUAUGGCAUUUUGGACAGAAACGUGGGGCCCAGAUGGUGGUGCUUGAAGGGAAACGUAGACAAGUGUGGGAAAAUACAUGGUCUGACUCUUGUCUAGAUUUACACCUCAUGUCUUCUGGUGCUGCACGAGCCAUGGUUCAUGCAUGGUUGCUAAAUAUAUGUUCGAUUGUUUAUGAAGGCCAUGAGUUGCCUGGUUUAUUGAGCAUUUUAACAGGAUGGGGUAAGCACAGCAAAGUUGUAGGUGAUUGUGCGCUUAAACGAGCCAUUGAAGCCCUUUUGGGUAGCAUGGGGUCGCCAUUUAGGGUUGCUACAUCUAAUAUCGGUAGGUUCAUAUCACCGGGGCCCAUGGUGACUGCAUGGAUGAGAGAUUCAAACACCCCAAAAUUGCUUGUUCUUGAAGAUGAUAGAGCCUACCCUCAAACCUCCAAGUUGCAACCGAUUAUAUUGUAGUUUUGUGUAUUUGUACCCCCUUUCCACCUUUUAGUUGGUAAUUUUGCUUGUGUUAAUAAGGGGGAAUUGACUGUUGUUAGGUUGGUAACAAUUAUACCAACCAUGUAAAUUAUAUUAUAACUUAAAACAGUAAAUUUGUGUUAACAAUC